GUCGAUUAUUUAACAAGGAACGAAAUGGAUUGUAGAAUUUCUCUUUGUCAUGAUUCCAGAGAAUUUCUGCUUAUUUGGUUUCUUCUCUAAAUGACAGCCUAUGGUUCCUGGAACUUCCCUAAUGUGACAGUUGCGGCUGCUCAUGUGUCUUCAGUUUACUUUGAUGUUGAAAAAUCUCUAGAAAAGCUUGAAGCUUAUGCUAUCCAAGCAGCUAGACAAGGGGCAGCGUUGAUAGCUUUCGGAGAAUCGUUUCUUCCAGGUUUUCCGGUAUGGAAUUUAGUUUUAUCUCCACUGGAUCAGCACGAGCUUUUCAAAAAACUUUAUGAAACUUCUGUGGAAGUACCAAGUGAUAUUACCGAAAAGAUUGCGAGGAUAGCCAGAGAAAACAGAAUUCAUAUUUCUGUUGGAAUUACGGAAAGAAGUAAACACAGUUUAGGAACUUUAUGGAACAGCAAUCUUAUAUUUGACGACAAGGGAAUUCUUAAACGGAAGCAUAGGAAACUCGUUCCGACUUUUGCCGAGAAGCUGACUUGGUCAAAUGGAGAUGGAAGUGGUCUCGAAGUGUUAGCGACCAACCAACUGGGUAGAGUAGGUGCCCUCAUUUGUGGUGAAAAUACCAACACGUUGGCACGUUUCAGUCUUAUUGCACAAGGAGAACAAAUACACAUUUCCACAUAUCCUCCUUGUUGGCCAAUAACUAGAAAGAGUAGUACCAAUUAUUCAUUAGAUGAAGCAAUACGUAUUCGUGCUGCAGCACAUGCUUUUGAAGGGAAACUAUUUAAUAUUGUUGCUUGCUGUUGCAAAGAUCAGAGUUUGAUAGACAUUGUUUCAGAGUAUGAUACUUCUGCGCGAAACGUUUUGGAGUUUUCAUCUCCCUCCAUUUCGAUGAUAGUAGGUCCUCAAGGAGAGAUUAUUGGUGAACCACUCAGUAAGGAAGAAGGUUUGGUGGUAGCAGAAAUCAACUUGAGUCAAGGAAUUUUUUGGAAGAAGAUACAUGAUAUAACUGGAGGAUACAAUAGAUUCGAUGUCUUCCAUUUGUCAGUGAAUUUUUCUUCCGAAGAACCAAUUGAUGACUCCCAAAGAAAAGUUCAUUUGUCAACUUCACAAUCCAAUUCAAAUCAUUCCACAGAGAUUGAAGACCAAGUCGAAAAGGAUGUGAGAUCACAUAUGCCUUUGGUGUGAAAUGCUAUAUUGGAUCGCCUUCAUCUUAUAAAUACUUUGCAGUUAAUAAUAGGUUGUAGGGUUUCAUUUGAAACUUUUUGAAAUAUACCUUUGAUAAUACAAUAUCUCUCUCUGCUCACCUUCAAAAGUUAUAGUUUCUUAUUACUCAGUAAAGAAUAUAUAAUGCUUGAAAUAAAUACCAGCAUGCUUAGGCUUUACAGCAUUUCAUUUGAGGAACUUCAUUUCUCAUGUCUAUCGUGAUGUUGUUUGAAACCAUAAUUCUAAAUGUACACAAUAGAAUAUUUAGGCUCCUUUGACUUGAAUGUGAUUUAGUAUCUAUAUUUUCAGUGUUUCAAUAAACUUUAGCUGAAAGCA
Galdieria sulphuraria is the source of this 1536-nucleotide messenger RNA. Its product is annotated as nitrilase. The transcript has a single exon. Gene Ontology annotation, molecular function: catalytic activity. The coding region runs from base 91 to 1182 and encodes 363 amino acids. The record is from RefSeq and is a predicted model, not a curated record. Lineage: Eukaryota; Rhodophyta; Bangiophyceae; Galdieriales; Galdieriaceae.